AUGGACGAGUUUGGCGUUCGCGUAUUCCCGUCGUCUUCAACGAACGCAAUUCGAAACUCAAUUGCGGUUCUACACUAUGCACCGGCUCCACCUGAUCCACCGAUUGACUACACUCUGAACAGAAAACCUAGUUCUAAAGUAACCUCGCAUGGAGACAUCUAUACGAUACCAUGGAGAGAAGAGCACAAAUCUAUGAGCAUUCAGUCACAGAAUCGAAAUGGGCCAGCUGGUGUUGGGAAGUAUCGUCGUGACACUGCUGAAGAAAGUGCCUCAGUGCUAGAGGACCUGGAUCAUUUGCUUGACAAUGAAGAGCUCACUUUGCAGCAAAGAAUGAGCAGACUGGAG
Molecule: messenger RNA, 345 nt
Organism: Cooperia oncophora
Lineage: Eukaryota; Metazoa; Nematoda; Chromadorea; Rhabditida; Trichostrongylidae
Source: the annotation of a GenBank genome assembly